Molecule: messenger RNA, 1089 nt
Organism: Erigeron canadensis
Lineage: Eukaryota; Viridiplantae; Streptophyta; Magnoliopsida; Asterales; Asteraceae
Product: ferritin-2, chloroplastic-like
Exons: 8
Coding region: 59-811 (250 amino acids)
Biological process (GO): iron ion transport; intracellular iron ion homeostasis
Cellular component (GO): cytoplasm
Molecular function (GO): ferric iron binding; ferrous iron binding
Source: RefSeq, a predicted model, not a curated record
CUUCCUUAUCAUUUCAUUUCCCUAAUUUUCACUCUCUUUAUUUAAAAAAAUCGUCAUCAUGCUUCUCAGAGCUCCUCCGGCUAUCUUCUGUCCCGGCACCGGAGAUAAUCUCACCGGAUCUUCGCGUUCAAUUCCGUCUGCUUCACAUUCUCCGGCGAUCGUUUGUGCGGCAGCGAAAGGCGGCGGCUCAAACAACAAACCGAUAACUGGUGUUGUGUUUGAACCGUUUGAAGAAGUGAAAAAAGAGCUUAAUCUUGUUCCUACUGUUCCUCAACAAUCUCUUGCUCGUCAGAAAUACGCUGAUGAUUCUGAAUCCGUCAUCAAUGAACAGAUCAAUGUUGAGUACAAUGUUUCAUAUGUGUACCAUGCUAUGUAUGCUUACUUUGAUAGAGAUAAUGUAGCUCUCAAGGGAUUAGCCAAGUUUUUUAAGGAGUCUAGUGAAGAGGAAAGGGAACAUGCUGAAAAGUUUAUGGAAUACCAGAACAAACGUGGUGGUAAGGUGAAAUUACAAUCUAUUUUGAUGCCGUUGUCUGAGUUUGAUCACGCUGAGAAAGGGGAUGCACUUUAUGCUAUGGAGCUUGCAUUGUCAUUGGAGAAAUUGACAAAUGAGAAACUUCUACAUGUCCAUGCGGUGGCCACCAAGAACAAUGAUGUGCAAUUGGCUGAUUUUGUUGAAAGCGAGUUCUUGGGUGAACAGGUUGAGGCGAUUAAGAAGAUAUCUGAAUAUGUUGCUCAGCUAAGAAGAAUAGGCAAAGGACAUGGAGUGUGGCAUUUUGAUCAAAUGCUGCUCAAUGAAGGUGCUGCUGUUUAGCCAGGUCAAGUGCUCAUGUUUUCUAAUGUUAUAAAUGGUACUAUCUUAUGGUCAUUACUCACUAGGAGAUACGGUCAGAGAUAAUAUUAGCGAUAAACAUUUUGAUCAGUGCUAAAACUUGAGAGCAUUUGUAUAGUUUUGUUUUCCGUAUUAUGCUUGUUACAGAUCUUGAACUUAGUUUGGUUCAAUUGUAAGAACGCCUUUUUGGGUUCAGUCGUUUGUGGUUAUAUUUGGGUAUUUGAAUAAGUUAAACAAUGGAAAAUGGAGUUUGUAGACCA